AUGAAAGUCUUCUUGAUCGCCGCUGUAGCUCUCGUGACCAGCUCUUUCGCUGCACCAGCUACCGAAAAAUCCCUUACCAAGAAAUCAUCUCAUCUUGUCGAUACUAUUCCCUACGAUGGCCUUCCUAGUGUCAAAGUCGACCUCGACGCGCUGAGCGCUGAGCGCAAGGCGGGACAAACCGCCACCACGAAUGUAAAAGUCAAACGGUCAAAGGUUACGCCUAAGAAAAAGACAUCGAAGAAGCCCUCUGCCAAGGCGUCGGUCAAGAAGACCAAGCCUGGAAAGAAGCCCAAGACGACCCAUUCAAAGAGACUGCUCAAGUCUUCGUCAACGGGCUUCAAGAACGGCCAGGAUCUUGUUGAUUCCUUGGAUAGCCUUGUUGCUCAGAUCGCUGCUCGGGGUGAUAGGAUUAAUGGAACGCUUCUUCGUGUCCAAGCCGGGACAGAGACACGCAAUAAAGGCACCACCGACGCCCUCAAAGAAAUCAUCCAAAUCCGCGCCGCCGUCUCAGGCGCACUAACCAGACUCUCCACCACAAAGAACCUCAAACUAACCAGCGAUCAACGCGCCAAUGUCCUCAAUCUAGUCGAAGAACUGGUCAAACUACUCCUCGACAUAGUCAACGACCUCGUCGAGACUCUAGGUCUCAAACUCAGCCUCAAAGCAUCGCUCAAGCCUCUCAUGAACAUGCUCAGCAAUUUCCUAGGCGGUCUAGCUGUUACUGAUGGAAAACUUACGCCAGAGUUGCGUGAUCGCUUGGGGGAUUUGAUUCGAGCUCAGAUUAACGGUGAUGAUACGCGGGGAUUUGAUGCGCUUGGUAGUGGUAUUAUGAGACGAAACUCGGCUUAG
Messenger RNA from Fusarium redolens, 849 nucleotides. RefSeq lists its product as uncharacterized. NCBI's taxonomy places the organism in Eukaryota, Fungi, Ascomycota, Sordariomycetes, Hypocreales, Nectriaceae. The record is from RefSeq and is a predicted model, not a curated record. Bases 1 to 849 code for a protein of 282 amino acids. The transcript has 2 exons.